Messenger RNA from Ciona intestinalis (vase tunicate), 5017 nucleotides. The record is from RefSeq. NCBI's taxonomy places the organism in Eukaryota, Metazoa, Chordata, Ascidiacea, Phlebobranchia, Cionidae.
UUUCAAACAGGUACGAAAGAGAUCGUUCGAGCGGAUUUGGCCUUUAAAUCCUAAUAUUCGCCAUAUGUUUGUUGUUAAACUUAUAUCCUACUGACGCUACUGUCUGUGCGCUGUGCCUACUGUAUCGUUAGAGGUCAGUAUGCUGAAUGGAGACUUGCCAAAAACUCCUCCAGGAGGAGGAGGGAAGAAGAGAUUGUCUGUGGAGCGGAUUUAUCAGAAGAAAACACAACUGGAGCACAUUUUGUUACGACCCGAUACUUACAUAGGUUCUGUGGAACCUGUUACACAAGCAAUGUGGGUAUAUGAUGAGGGGGAGGGUAUGGUAAACAGGGAAAUCACUUUUGUACCCGGUCUUUACAAAAUAUUUGAUGAGAUUCUCGUCAACGCAGCCGACAAUAAACAGAGAGAUCCGAAAAUGUCAACAAUCAAAAUCACAAUUAACCCUGAGAAGAACUUAAUCUCAGUAUGGAAUGAUGGUAAAGGUAUUCCUGUAGUUGAACACAAGGGAGAGAAGAUGUAUGUUCCCGAGAUGAUCUUCGGACAUCUUCUAACAUCCAGUAAUUACGAUGAUGAUGAUAAGAAAGUCACUGGUGGCAGAAAUGGUUACGGGGCAAAACUCUGCAACAUUUUCAGCACCAAGUUUAAAGUAGAAACGGCAUCUAAAGAUGAAAAGAUGUAUUUCUCCCAGUCAUGGUCAAAGAACAUGUCAAAAGCUCAUGACAAAAAAAUUGUCUCAUAUGAAAAACCGGACUUCACCUGUGUGACAUUUCAUCCAGAUCUAGAGAAAUUCCACAUGGAAAGUUUAGACAAAGACACAGUUGCUUUGUUGUCACGCAGAGCUUAUGAUAUAGCAGGGUCUACAAGCGGGGUCAAGGUUUUUCUAAAUGGUUCAAAGUUACCAGUCAAAAAUUUCAAGGACUAUGUUCAGUUAUAUGUGGCACAGAUGCGAGAUGAUAAUGGGGAGCCAUUUAAAGUAAUUCAUGAACAAGUGAACCCACGUUGGGAGAUCUGCCUUACCUCAUCGGACAAAGGGUUUCAGCAAGUUAGUUUCGUGAACAGUAUUGCUACAACUAAAGGUGGAAGACACACAGAUUAUGUGAUUGAUCAAGUGACGAAAAAAUUAAUCGAGGUUGUAAAAAGAAAGAACAAAGGAGGUGUGGAGGUUAAGCCUUUCCAGAUUAAAAAUCAUUGCUGGCUAUUCGUGAACUGUCUUAUCGAGAAUCCAACAUUUGAUUCUCAAACCAAGGAAAAUAUGACACUACAAGCAAAGAAGUUUGGUUCAAAGUGCAACCUCACAGAAAAGUUUUUAAAAAUGGCCAGCAGCAGUGGGAUCGUGGAUAACAUUAUGAACUGGGUGAAAUUUAAAGCUCAGAGUCAACUACAGAAGAAAUCAGCAGGAAAGUCAAAUAAACUUAAAGGUGUACCAAAGCUGGAUGACGCAAAUGAUGCCGGCACGAGGCAUUCCCUUGAUUGCACACUUAUAUUAACGGAGGGGGACUCUGCCAAAACAUUGGCCGUGUCAGGACUCUCUGUUAUUGGUAGGGAUAAGUACGGAGUAUUUCCGCUGCGUGGUAAACUUCUCAAUGUAAGGGAUGCAUCGCAUAAACAGAUAAUGGACAACAUAGAAAUCAACCACAUAAUCAAGAUAAUGGGGCUUAAAUACAACAAGAAAUACGAAACAGACGAUGAUUUAAAAUCAUUGAGAUACGGAAAACUUAUGAUAAUGACAGAUCAGGAUCAUGAUGGCUCUCACAUCAAAGGAUUGUUGAUCAAUUUCAUUCACACUAACUGGCCAAAAAUGCUACAGAGAAGAAUGCUUGAAGAAUUCAUCACCCCCAUUGUUAAAGUGACAAAGGGAAGUCAAGUUCUUUGUUUUUACACAAUCCCGGAGUUUGAAGACUGGCAGAACACGAUAGAAAAUCCAAAGUCCUGGAAAGUGAAAUACUACAAAGGACUGGGAACGUCUACAUCAAAAGAAGCUAAGUCAUACUUUGCAGAUAUGCUGCGUCAUCGUGUCAGAUUCCGAUAUUCUGGAGCUGGUGAUGACGGCUGUAUUGAUAUGGCUUUUAACCGAAAACGUGCGGACGACCGAAAGGAAUGGCUUACCAACUUUAUGGAAGAAAGAAGAUUAUGUAGAUUAGACGAUCGACCUGAACCUGGUACUGAUCUCUACUCAGCUGAUACUAGAACCCUCUCGUACUCGGAUUUCAUUAAUAAGGAGCUUGUGAUGUUUUCAUGUGCUGAUCUUGAACGUUCAGUACCUUCGUUAUGUGAUGGUUUAAAACCUGGCCAGCGAAAAGUUCUGUACACUUGUCUGCGACGUAACGACAAACGGGAAGUGAAAGUCGCCCAGUUAGCUGGCUCCGUCGCUGAAUUAUCAGCUUACCAUCAUGGAGAGCAAUCUUUAUUGGGCACAAUAAUCAACAUGGCGCAAAACUACGUGGGUUCCAACAACCUUAAUCUGUUACAACCUAUCGGACAGUUUGGAACAAGAUUACACGGCGGAAAAGAUGCUGCGUCGCCCCGUUAUAUCUUUACCAUGCUAAGUCCCUUGACCCGUCUUCUCUUCCCACAAGUUGACGAGAAUUUACUGACGUGGCAAUAUGAUGAUAACCAGAAGGUUGAACCAUCAUGGUAUUGCCCCAUCAUACCCACAGUAUUAGUGAAUGGUACUGAAGGUAUAGGGACAGGAUGGUCAACUAGAGUUCCAAACCACGAUAUCAGAGAAGUUGUGAAGAAUAUUAAAAGAUUAAUUAAUGGGGAAGAACCAGUUCCUAUGCUACCAAGUUACAAAAACUUCCGUGGUACCAUUGAAGAAGUUGAAGCGAAUCGUUACGUGGUAUCGGGUGAAGCCGCACUCAUCGACGAUCAAACUGUAGAAAUAACUGAGCUUCCUAUUAAAUCAUGGACACAGGCUUACAAGGAGUCCGUGUUGGAACCACUGGUUGCGGGCACCGAUAAAGCUCCUCAACAAAUCUUAGAAUACAAGGAAUAUAACACGGAUAUCACUGUGAGGUUCCUUGUCAAAAUGGGAGCAGAUAAAUUGAAAACAAUGGAAAGAAGUGGACUUCAUAAGUUUCUAUCACUACAGAAUUCACUGAGCUGUAAUAACACUUUGGUUCUUUUUGAUGAGUUUGGUCGUUUACGCAAAUUCAACACCACGGUCGAAAUCUUACUUGAAUUUUAUAAAAUUCGUUCCAAACUUUACGAAAAACGAAAGGAUUUUCUCACUGGGUUGCUUACAGCGGAGGCGGCGAAACUUACCAAUCAGGCGAGGUUUAUUGUCGAGAAAAUUGAGGGAAAAAUCAGCAUAUUUAACAAGCCAAAGAAAGUGUUGAUCAAGAUGUUGGUUGAUAAUAAUUACGACUCUGAUCCUGUGAAAGCUUGGAAAAACAGUAUUGCUAAGAAAGUUGAAGAGAGGGCAUCUGAUGAGGAAGAGGAAGAAGUGGAAGAUAAUAAAGGUCCGGACUUUAACUACAUCCUCAGUAUGCCUCUGUGGAGUUUGAGCAAGGAGAGAAAAGAUGAACUUCUAAAACAGCGAGACGCAAAAUGUGGCGAACUUGAAGAAUUAAAGAAGAAAACACCGACACGGUUGUGGUUGGAUGACCUGGAUAAGUUUAUGGAGGAAUUAGAUAAAGUGGAACAAAAAGAGCGGGAAGAUGCGAUGAUGUCCACUGAGGAUGCUCCCAAGAAGAAGACGAUGUUCGGAGUAAAGGGAAGAGGGAAGGGGAAGAUGGUUGAGAAGAAGGAGACGAAGCCAUCGGAAGAUGCGAUCCGUGUGGAACCGGUUAUUGAUGCAGCGUUGAAAGCAAGAUUGACAACGCAAGAGAAGAAACCGAGGAUUAAGGUGAAAAAGGAAGACACCUCCAUGAAAAAGAUGGAUACUUUCUUUAAGAAGGAGGGGAAAUCAGAUACUGAAACAACAACAGACGCUACAGACACGAAUGACAUCGAUGCAGACGAACCACCAUCUUUAUUCAGUAGACUCAAAAAAACAGGUGUAAAAGUUGGCACCAAACAAACUACUCUUGGCUUCAAACCAAACACAAAGAGCAAAACUUCAUCGGGGGGUUCGGGCUCCGACAGCGAUUUCAAAAUUGCUGCAAGCGACAAUGACUCGGAUAAUUUGGGGCUGAGUCGUGCAAAGCCAAAGCGCACAGUCAAAACGAUCGUAAAAACAACAAUUGAUUUAAAUUCUGAUGAAGAAGACUUGAAAGUGGAUGCAGAGGUUGAUGAAAAAGAUGAAGAUUUUGAGAUUAAAGAAUUCUCCGAUGAGGAUGUUGGUGAAACAAAGAAAAAAGUUGAUGCGUUUGAUUUGAUGAUGGGGACAGGUGACUCAGAUGUUGAGCCCAAGAAACCACUUAAGAGAAAAAUGAAGCUACAGCCAACUGGGAAUGGUGACAGUUUAAAAGAAGUUAAACCAUCGAAGGUUGCCAAUGUACAGAAGUCUGAUGCAGGAAAAGAGAAGAAAAAGAAAGCUCCUGUGAAGAGAAAGGCAAUUUCGAGCGUCGACUUUUCAGAUGAAGAUGGCAGUGACGAAGAAAAAGUUCCAAAACCAAAAAGAUCUCCCAAAAAAUCUCCUUCAAAAAAAGCAAAGUUUUCGAAGAAGAAGAAGAGUUGGUCUGACAGUGAAGAUGGAGAAGAAUUCAACAUCAGCGAUCCGGACACACCCGUACAGAAGAGAGUCACAUCGGGGCGACAGAGGAAACAGACGAAGUACAUCUUUAACAGUGAUGAUGAGGACAGCGAUUUUUGAAAAAAAAACUAUAAAAAAUAGUUUUUGCACGGAUUUCAAAUUUCAAAAAAAAAUUCACGACUGUUUUGUUUUAAUGGACUUUACCUUUCUACAAUACAAAGUGAACUGUUCUAUCCAAUAAAAGCCCUACUUAACCACAUCUUACCGUCUUAAUUUUGCGGUUUUAAAUUAAACUUUUAUGUAAGUCUGACCAUUUACUUGUUCUGCUACUGCCACAGUUUUUGUUUCAUUUUUGCAAUUUCUUCAUGAAAAGUAAACCAG